UCUCUGACAAUCGGUCUCUCUCUGGCGCUCCGUCUUCCUGUGUCUCCCUCUCCCUCUGGGUCUGAGACUUGGUUGAUUGCGCACUCAGUCCCCGCCUGUCUCUCUCUGUCCCCCUCUGUGUCUCUGUAUGCAGUGCGUGUGCCUCUCUUCCUCAUUCUCUUCCUCCCUGUUGAUCUUCUUCUCUGUCUCUCUCUCUCCCCGAUUCUGUCUCUGAGUUUGUGUGCGCGCGUUUUUGGUGUUAGUGUGCAUUUGUGUUCUUUAGCGUGUGCUUCUCCACGUCUUCCUACUGUCGCUGCCCGUGUGUGUGUCCGUGUGUGCACUUCCAUUUCAUUCUUCCUCCCUGUCCCUCUGCGUAUCUUACUCUCUGUGUGACUUGUGUUUACACGUGUGUGCUUAGCGUGUGUGUCCAUAGCUUUCUUUUCUCUCUCUCUCCCGCUCUCUCUCUCUCUCUCUCUCUCUCUCUCUCUCUCUCUCGUGCAUGUGUCUCUCUGUUCACACCAGAGCCUGUCCGGCAGGGCAGCGGAUGUGUGAGGGAUGAUUCAGUGGCUGACAGGAAGCCUGCCGCCUUGCUUGCUGCCCACAAGUAUCUGUGGUGUUGGCGUCAGCUCCUGCAGGUGUGUGGGCUCAAGAUGAGGUGGCCGCAGUGAAGAGCCCCCAACUCCCAGGAAAAGUGCACCGGAGCCGACAUGAGUGCAGAGGCGGAGCUGCUGUGGCCCGGGGUGGCCUUCCUGCUGCUGCUGGGGGCGGUGGCCAGCCUGUGUGUACGCUGCUCCCGCUCAGGCUCAGGUGCGAAGCGACCGGAGAAAAUUUAUGAGCAGAGGAACCUGCAAGAGAAUCAACAGAACUUUGCAGUGACCGGGACCUAUUCCUUGGCCAGGCCCCUGAUGGACACAGCCUCUGACCUGGCACCAACAAGGAAGGAUAAGCUGCUGCAGUUCUCCCCCAGCCUCGAGGAUUCUGCAUCACCAAGGUACCUGAACUUCAGCAAAGGAAGCAGACACGGAUCAGAUGCAUCCUACAUGUGGCUGGUGGCAGAUGACGAGGAUGCUAAUUCCUAUGAGAAUGUGCUCAUCUGCAAGCAGAAAGAGCCUGACUCAGGUGAUGAGGAUUAUCAGAACUCUGCUUCCAUCCAGAAGUGGCGGGAGUCCAGAAAGGUCGUAGGGCAAGUCCCGAGAGAAGCACCUCUCUCCCCUGCGGGAAUCCCCGAUGAGGACGAAGAUGGAGAGCCCGAUUAUGUAAAUGAGGACGUGGCCGCCACGGAAGCCUAGGGCAGACCUGGGAGGAGGUACAGCUGCCCUGGUGCAGGGUGGUGGCCUCACUGGCCAGAGGGCCCCAUCCCCUGGGAAAAGGUGGGAGCUCAGGCUGGAGGAGCCGUGGU
Myotis lucifugus (little brown bat) is the source of this 1378-nucleotide messenger RNA. It is a transcript of the gene LAT2, whose product is annotated as linker for activation of T cells family member 2. Gene Ontology annotation, cellular component: plasma membrane. The coding region runs from base 687 to 1268 and encodes 193 amino acids. The transcript has 12 exons. Lineage: Eukaryota; Metazoa; Chordata; Mammalia; Chiroptera; Vespertilionidae. Gene Ontology annotation, biological process: calcium-mediated signaling; B cell receptor signaling pathway; B cell activation. The record is from RefSeq and is a predicted model, not a curated record.